AUGUUAUCAGUCGCUGCAGUUCCUCAAAUAUUACCACAGCAGAAGAUUCGUCGAAAACGAUUUGUAACAAAAAAUGAGAUGAAAAGGAUUAUGAUAUAUUCUUUGUCUCAGCUACCGUGUUCUAUAGAAACUUGUAAAUUGGAAAAACGUGAAUUGCACUCAUUAAUUAAGAGACUUGAAGAACAACUUCGUCUGAAAGAUGCAUCAGUUAAAACACUGCGAGAAAAUUUGGCAGCAAUGCGUUUAACGAUUCGAGAAUUCAGUUGCUUCAUUGCCACUAGUUUUCCAGGGACGAAGGUGAUUCAUUCGAAAAUUAUCUAUAUAGCAAAAACAGCUCAAAUAUGGGAAAAACGUUGGAAAACAGAGGAUGAAGAAGGAAAAUGGAAUUCAGAUUUCUCGAAGUUACCAUCAGCAGUACUUCAAAAUCAAUCUGAAGUUAAACCGAGUACCUCAGCCAACCCAACUUCAUGUCGUAGUAUCGUAUAUUCUGAUACAGCAAAACCCGUUGCAUCACAGCAAAUUAAUACUUCCCAUGAGCGUAUUCCGGAAAGGGCUUGGGUUAUUUGGUCACCAGAAGAAAGAUCUUUUUCACUUGCAGCUUCAAAUAAUGAUAAGAAUAAUCUGAUUUCGAAAAAGCAGAUGGGAGCAACAGCACAUGCUUUGAUCACCGUAAAUGAGCCUUUAAAUCUUCCAAUGUCUGCGCAUACUAAUGGUAAUAUUGUAAUGGCACCAGAUAAUUGUAAUAACACAUUAAAGAUCGUUAAUCCAGAGGAAAACGCUUCCCGACGAAAGAGAAAUUAUCAUAUGACGAGCAGAAAUUGGAUGUGUGGCAAUAGCAACGUGCAUAAAGAUUCAAAGUUUUUAAAACCCGAAAUUUGUAGUCAACAUGCUCAAAACAAUAAAGUAUUUAUUCAAGAAAAGAAUGAUGUAAUUGUCAUUAGCGAUGAUGAUAACGAUGAAAAGAUGAGAAUCGGGGCUACUGAAGAUGUGGUCAGAGUACCUCGUUAUGAUUCAUUGAAUUUGACAGAAUGCAGAAAGUACCAUCCACUGGUUUAUCCGAAAUUAACUAUUUAUCCAGGAUUACGAAUAUCUCGCCUUCACAUUAAAUGGGUUAACUCUUCAGAAGGUUUGAAAUAUUUCAAGAUUGUUCUUUCUUAUAUUGAAAAGUCAAAACACAUAAUAUUAAAUAUUCAGUAUGCAGGCGAACACUCAAAGCAGGUUUUUCAUAUUUUAUAUUAUAUACGAUCAAUGGUUGAAAAAGAAGAGGCUGACGGCUGGACCAAAAUUUAUUCAAAAGAGUGUGAGGCUCAUGGAAAUAGUCGUUUGCUCAUUCAGUUUGAUAGAGGUGAAUUUCUCAAAGAUUUUGGAAUAAAUCAAAAGUGGAUUAGUGAUGCUAUUUAUUUUACUGGAUUCAUUGAGUGUGGUUUCGAAAGAUACGGAGCGUAUGCAGAUGUUUGCAAAGUGGAGUUGGGUUCACGCCAAAAACAGGUUCUUAUCUGUUUCAUUUCGUAA
Thelazia callipaeda (thelaziosis nematode) is the source of this 1512-nucleotide messenger RNA. NCBI's taxonomy places the organism in Eukaryota, Metazoa, Nematoda, Chromadorea, Rhabditida, Thelaziidae. The record is from the annotation of a GenBank genome assembly.